This is a messenger RNA of Lolium rigidum, 1713 nucleotides long. RefSeq names its product transcription factor DIVARICATA-like. The transcript has 2 exons. Lineage: Eukaryota; Viridiplantae; Streptophyta; Magnoliopsida; Poales; Poaceae. The coding region runs from base 259 to 1194 and encodes 311 amino acids. Gene Ontology annotation, molecular function: DNA binding. The record is from RefSeq and is a predicted model, not a curated record.
UUGGUUGAGAGACCACAAACUCCACCACGGCCCAAUCACCACCCGCUCUCCUUUCUUUAACCCUCCCACGGUGGACGCCGAAUCAUCGCUCGCCACUUUGGCAUCUGCCGGAAUCGAUACCCACCACCACCACCACCGCGCCGCCAUAUAUACCGCCUCCCCCUGCCACUGCCACUUCCCCUCUCCUCCCACGACCUCGCAUCCUUGCCCUGACACAGAAAGGCCGAAUCUUGCCUUGCCUUGCCUUACUCGGCCGGGAUGAUGAAGGAGUCGUGGAUGGAGGUGCUGCCGCGCCCGCCGGCGCCCUACUUCCCCGGCCAGGCGGGCGGCUGGUUCCUGCAGGACACGCGGCACGGCUCCGGCGGCGCCUGGUCGCAGGAGGAGAACAAGCUCUUCGAGGAGGCGCUCGCGCGGGUCGACGGCGACGCGCCCGACCGGUGGGAGCGGGUGGCCUCGCUGCUGCCCGGCAAGUCCGUCGCCGACGUCGUGGCGCACUACGACGACCUCGAGAACGACGUCUGCUUCAUCGAGGCCGGCCUCGUGCCCUUCCCCCGCUACGACGCCAACGCCGGCUCCCCGGCCUCCGGGUUCACCCUGGACUGGGACGGCGGCGGCGGGGACGACGCCCUCGCCUUCAAGCGCUCCUGCUACCUUGUCGGCGGCAAGCGCGGGCGCGGCUCCGACAACGAGCGCAAGAAGGGCGUGCCCUGGACGGAGGAGGAGCACAAGCUGUUCCUGAUGGGCCUGAAGAAGUACGGGCGCGGGGACUGGCGGAACAUCUCGCGCAACUUCGUCACCACCCGCACGCCCACGCAGGUGGCCAGCCACGCGCAGAAGUACUUCAUCCGCCUCAACUCCGGCGGCAAGGACAAGCGGCGCUCCAGCAUACACGACAUCACCACCGUCAACAUCCCAGACGACGACAACCCAUCGCCGUCGCCGCCCUCCUCCGUGCUCACCCACGCCUCCGCCUCCGCCGCCGUCCCGGACCAGUUCGGCGGCGCGCUCGUCGACAGCAAGCCGCCGCAUCAUGCGGCCCCUGCUGGCAGCGGGCACCACCACCACCAGUUCGUGCCCCAUCAUCUCUACGGCGGCGUCAAGCUCGAGGCCAGCGGCGGCGGGUACCACGGCGGUUGCAUCGACGACUCUGUUCUGAUGCAGAUGCAAUGCGGCCAGCUCCAGCCUCUCGGUUGACCCAAGCUCCUUUCUUGAAGCUGCCCGCCCGCCCGCCCGGACUCGGAGGAAGAAGCACCCAGCUCUGCGCGUGCUCUCGGUUCCACCCAGCUGCAACGGAGAACGAAAUGGAUCAGACCUGCACGAGCACACACGCAAGCAGGAAUGGAGAUGAAGCAUGAGGAGCAGCUGGCUGGGUACGGCAAGCAUUUCCGGGUUUGGUCUCCCUGUACAUAAGACCACGCCCACGGUGGAAAAAUAAUUAAUAUUCCGAUUGCUGUUUGAUUAAUCUCCCCAGCCAUGGGAGGCCUACUACUUGAGCUUGGGAAGCACACUAGCGUACCACUGCCAGCUAGCUAGACGCUCUGAUUUUUUUUUCUCAUUUCCUUUUGUUGUAAACAUUGGUCAGCUGUUAGUGUCGUGCAUGUAUUUUGGAUAGCAGCAGUUAGCAGCAAAUACUGCCUCGUCUUGGUGUUUCUUUUUUCCCUCUUGUAAUUUUUAUCUUCCAGUUGAGGGCAUUAGCACUGGUCACCCUCUCAU